Molecule: messenger RNA, 1859 nt
Organism: Somion occarium
Lineage: Eukaryota; Fungi; Basidiomycota; Agaricomycetes; Polyporales; Cerrenaceae
Source: the annotation of a GenBank genome assembly
ACUAGUUACUAUUACACUAGUAGUCUCAGUGCUCUCGACCAUCUUCUGUCUUAUCCUGUCGCUCUCCGAGUUAUCCUAUUCGCCCUAAACCUUCAAACAAAUAUGCCGCGAGGACGCAAACGAGAUCCUACAUCCUCCCCGUCGCGAGCUCUAUUGCAGCAACGUGAAUAUCGUGCCCGGAGAGCACAAUACGUAUCCAGUCUUGAAAACAGGUGUCAGAUGAUUGAAGAAGAGAAUAGUCAACUUCGACAGGAGAUAGCUGAUUUGCAAUUACAGACAGGCAGCAGCGGCGUAGUAGCUAAUAGGGAUCCGCAAAUUAUUGCAGCCGCUGUUGAACUCCUUAAUCAGCUCCAAGAGACUACGACCUCGGUGUCUCGCUUUCAGCAGUUGUCGCAGCCAUAUCGCCAGCUUUUCGUGCAAAUGAAUACUUCCGGCCAGGAUGUCUUCCAUCUACCUACCCCGGCUCCGACGGAGUAUGUGGACUCUGACACCCCAGUAUCCUACUCUGCUCCUGCAAGGGACCAUGUUCAGAACGUUGAUGGAAGCUCACCGGAAUCCUUGAGCGUUCCGUCCAUACAGAUUACACACGCUACCGAGUCAUCCCCUCCAUCUCCUAAGUCUGGUUCUGAUUCUCGGGAUAGAGAGUUGGAUGUGGCUCCGUCUGCAGAAGAAACUGUCUGUUGUUGGGGCUAUUUUGACUGCGGGGAGGAUGGCACUCAUCAGCAUAAUGAUCAAUCGGCCCAUCAACCCAUGAACGGGACCUCUGUCAUACCUUCUGAUCGUCGCACCGCUAACGAGCAAAGUCCCUCGGGUCACUUUAACACAUCUGACAUGCGAUCGACCUCUUCGUGACCAGCUUCCGAAACCUUCAUGAAUCCGUUUUCGCAGGUCAACAUUUCUCAUUGCUAUUCGCGAAUCCGCGUCUCGUUUAACUACCUACUUCAUCUCGUAUACCCUUAUGAUCGACAUACCCGUGAACAAGCUAUUUCAACUGGAAAGAGGUUUAUCACUGUCUCUCUUCAAAAAGGAUACCAUCCUGGCGUUUCUCCACGUCGUUGAAACCUUCAACUUCGUCCGCUGGCCACGACAAUCUUUUUCGAAGGUAUAAUGCUACCCACGUCAAGGCAAGCAAGACCGGCACCUCCACCAAUGGUCCGAUGGUCGCCGCAAGAGCCUGGUCGGAGCCUACCCCAUACACCGAAAUGCAUACCGCGAUUGCUAGUUCCUAUCACAGGGCAUCAGGAAGAAUUUUCAUAAAGCCAUUAGAUGAUACUCACGAAAUUAUUACUCCCAGCAGUAAACGAUUGUACGACUGCCAUCUCAUACCUCCACAAUGUCUUCUUGCCUUCGCGCCUUGACAAGCGCCAAAUCAGGAAGAACGCGGUGCUCCACAUGAUACAGAAAUAUAGUAUCAUAGGGACAAAGACUCGGAAGACUGGUCCAAGAUUGUGGACGAUGUGGUGACCUUGAUAUGCAAACAUCACCAAGAUGGUGUAUAGGAGACCCAACAGGGCGAUAGGGCUGAAGAAAGGAAGAAAGCGAGUGUGGAAGAAUUGUCGUGAUGUGAGGGUAAGGAGGAUGGCGCGUGUAAGGAGACCAAGAAGCAGAGGUAUACCGAGAUACUGAAAAGAUUGCUACAUCACCGUAUGCGAGGUGAAUAUCGGAUCCUGGACCUUCACCUCCAAUGAUAUUGACAAACAACAGAGAGAAUGUUCGCGUCGCCUCCGGCAAGUUGGUUCCAGAUCAUGACCAUGGCAAUGCAUCUAGCGAGACCGACCAUGAUAACGCCUGUACGGUACGUUGGUAGGUCAGGGAGGGUCGCCCAGGCCAAGCCGAGCAUGAUGAAAGGUCCCACGAUC